Molecule: messenger RNA, 945 nt
Organism: Talaromyces atroroseus
Lineage: Eukaryota; Fungi; Ascomycota; Eurotiomycetes; Eurotiales; Trichocomaceae
Exons: 2
Coding region: 1-945 (314 amino acids)
Biological process (GO): protein import into mitochondrial intermembrane space
Cellular component (GO): mitochondrial intermembrane space
Molecular function (GO): protein-disulfide reductase activity
Source: RefSeq, a predicted model, not a curated record
AUGUUGCGUCAGUCGACCACGAGACGUGCAACGCUGCUCUUUCGCAGUAGCACCACCGCCUCUACAUCCAACUCGUGCGCGGUGUCAAGUCGCAUUGCAGCUCAAAGGCGAUUCGCGAGCACCGAAGGAGGCAACGCCUUUGUUCCUAACCCGCCUUCACAGAAACAGCGCAGCUGGAGAAACCGAUUGGUACGUCUAGGUUUGGCCGGCGGUGCCAUCUACUUUUAUAACACAUCGAGUGUCUUCGCCGAAGAACCCACGCUCUCUCUUCGACCACAACCCAUCGAUGCGCAAGAUGCGCCAACGUUGAGCACACUCAGUGAAAAAGCCGGCAUCCAGCAACCGCAACAAACACAACCUGUCUCAACCGAUGUGCAGGAGGCCUCACAACCCAACAGCGAACCGCAGCAAGAGGGAAACCUAGAAGAUCUAGAAUCGCAGGCCGGCCAGGAAGGUGCUUUCAACCCGGAGACUGGAGAAAUCAAUUGGGACUGCCCAUGCUUGGGCGGCAUGGCCCAUGGACCUUGUGGCGAGGAAUUUAAAGCCGCGUUCAGCUGCUUCGUCUACUCGACUGAAGAGCCCAAGGGAAUGGACUGCAUUGAAAAGUUCAAGGGCAUGCAAGACUGCUUCCGCCUACACCCGGAUAUCUACGGCUCCGAGCUCCAGGAAGAUGAAGUCGACGAACAAUUAACCGAACAAAUCGCGCAACGAGACCGAGAAGAGCAAGCACAAAAGGAGCAACAACAACAACAACAACCCCCCGAAGGGAAAAUCACAUUACAAGACCCUGCCGUCUCCAGCCUAAACGAAGCCGAGAAACAUGCCGAAAUAGAAGAAAUCCGCAAGGCCUCCGAACCACAACCUUCUCAACAAGAAGAAGAGCUUGUCCCAAGAUCAUGGCACGAAAGCAACGGCGACGGACUUCCCAAGAAGACCGAAAAAUAA